AUGUCAAACGCAAAGCCUGUUUACGUGUCUUCUUCCGGCACACUUGGCACUCAACCGAUAAUCAGCAGAGUCUCCAACCAAGCUUCCAAUUAUGCCUCUCUUCUUUAUCUCUUUGUUGAGACGUUGAUUAGCCCCAUCAUCAAUCCCGCAUCGUGGACUGAUCCUUCCAUUCGAUCAUCCAAUAUCUCUGGCAAUACGAAUACAGGCCGUGGUGGACCGAGUGGACAUGGAGGAAACGGAGGAGGCGGUCCUGGCUCGGGCGGGGGUCCUAGUGGGGGAGGGGGCGGAGCAGGAGGUACUGGAGGAAGGGGAUUUAUGACUAUGGGAGAUUUACGUGGAGGCGGUACUGUCGAUAGCUGUCGCGCUACCUGUGGAUGA
This is a messenger RNA of Kwoniella shivajii, 378 nucleotides long. RefSeq lists its product as uncharacterized. NCBI's taxonomy places the organism in Eukaryota, Fungi, Basidiomycota, Tremellomycetes, Tremellales, Cryptococcaceae. The transcript has 3 exons. The coding region runs from base 1 to 378 and encodes 125 amino acids. The record is from RefSeq and is a predicted model, not a curated record.